AUGAGGUUCGACCUUGGAAAUCGAACCUCUAUUUCUGUUAGUUUUAGAAUAAAAUACCUAAGCCAAACUUGCAGUACUGUGAUACCUUCAAAAUUAAAGGCUAUUCUUACUUUAGCAGUACCACCAAAAAAACAUGCAAAGUCUUUAAGUAAUAAAAAUGAUGACGAAGAUGAAGUUGAAGAGAAUAUCUCUUCUAAUUCAUUAGUAAAUUUUGAUAGUUCACCUGCUAAUUCGUCUUUAACAUCAACUUCUAUUCCUAAAAAAAAACAAACCAAGGUAUUACAAUAUAUUGGAUGUCUACUUAAUGCUUCAGAGAUCCCUAAAUUUGAGUGUCUUUUACUUCAUGCUACUGUUUUAGCUGGCUUGGCAUUUCAGUGGAUUGAAAAUCUUGAAGUUAAAGCAUUAUUUCAGUUUAUUAGUCCACUUUUAAAAUUGCCUAAUAGAAAAUCUCUAAGUGAUUGUAUUAUAACAAGUGCGGCGAAUAAACUACAAGAAUCAAUUAUAAAACUUGCCAGUAAAAACAAAAUUGGAGUCACAAUCGCUUUUGAUGGUUGGUGUAAUAUAGUAAAACAAGAAAUAAUGAGAAUAGUAUUCAUUACAUCUUCAGGAGAAGUUUUAAUUUGGAGAGCUGAUGAUAUAAGUAAGGAAAAACAAUGGCAAGAAGAAGUAAUUUCUAGGAUUCUUGCUCUUUUUGCAGAAGCUAAGGAAUUAAAUAUAAAAGUGAACUGUCUUGUAACUGAUUCCACCGGUGCAUAUGCUGCAGCUAGACGUUAUUUGAGAAAUGAAAUGCGUGAUAAGAUGUUUAUUCCAUGUUUUGCCUAUCAGGCAAACUGUUGUAUUAGCGAACUAUUUAAGGAGUCUCUUUCAUUUAAAAAUACAAAUAAAAAUGCAAUUCGAAUAGUUACAUUCUUUUAUCAUUCAGUAUAUUUUACUGCUAAAUUGCAUAAUGAACAAUUAACAUGGUUUGGUUCUGAACCUAAUAAGUUAUUAUUUGAAUUUGAAUUAUAUAAGCAACAAAAAUAUCCUUUUAUUGAAAAAACUUUCAAACAAUUUAAUAGUGAUAUCAUUUUUUGGUGGUCAUAUAAUUCUAGGAUAGUACCAGAAUUAAGUCAUAUAGCAUGUUACUUAUUUGGUAUAUGUGUUACAACAGCUUCAGUAGAAAGGCUUUUUUCUACUAUAGGUUUUCUGCAUUCACCAUUGUGUAACAAACUAAAAAAUGAAAAAGUAAUUGCAAUGAGUCAACUUCAUGCAGAGAUUUUGAGAACAAGAAAACCUAAAGAAUCUAAAUUUAAUUACAAUCAAUCAAAUUUACCUUCGUCAUCUGAUUUUUUAUCAGCCUUAUUUAAUCAAAGUCAAACAUUUGAAUCAAAUAAUGAAGAAACAGACAGUGGCAUUAAUCUUGAAGAGGAUAAUAGUAUUAAUUCUAAAACUGAUUGGGAUUUUGUUGUUAAUGAAUGGGAGGAAUUAUUAAGUGAUGAACAAUUGGAUGAAGAAUCUGAUAAGGAAUCUGAUGAUGAGAUAGAUAAUGAAUUGGAUUUUUAUGAUUCUGAAAUUCAUCUAGCAGAAAAUCAAUCAGCAAAAUGGAAAUUGGAAAAUUUAUUUUUAUCUAAUUUGCCACCUUUAGUUUCUAAAUUAUAA
This is a messenger RNA of Cetraspora pellucida, 1638 nucleotides long. The record is from the annotation of a GenBank genome assembly. Lineage: Eukaryota; Fungi; Glomeromycota; Glomeromycetes; Diversisporales; Gigasporaceae.